ACCGAUCAAGUCAUUCCACUCGCAGCCUUGUUCCACUCCACAUCAACUCCCAUAACCACUUAUCAUCACCAAAGUUAAGGUCUUAUCGAUCUUCACCUCACCUUCAGAAACUUACAAGUUUUUCUAAAUGUCUCCCCCCUCCGAUCUUAACUAUUGUUCUUCUUCAUAGCAAUUACUUCAAACCCACUUCUCCCCACACGAAACUUCCUCUCUAAUUAAACCACUAAAUUAAAUUAAUUGUGGGCAUGUUCAAAACCCGCAACUUAUUUGCGACUACGACUCGUCACAAUAACACCAAUAACUUUUCACAUUUGUUGAAACACCUCGAAUUCAGCGAAGGUCGGGGUCAUUCCGGAAACAAAAUUCUGCUCCAGGUGACCGGACGAACGAACGCUUCAAGACAACGAUCGUCGAUUUCUUCAUAAGUUUUUAAAAUUAAUUUUGUGUUUGUGAGAACAUUUUAAAUUUCCGAAAAAUAUGGCGACCACUUCCGGUGUCCCAAUUAAGAAUAAUAACGUGCGACACGUCUUAUCCUCGUCGAUGGUGACGUCCUCCUCCUCCGCGCCGAGUAAUUCGUCGCCCGUGGCGAAAUUGAUGGCGGAGCAUAAGAACAAGAAGCACUCCUCCUCGGCGAAAAGUUUGUUCCUCCUCCCACCCUCGUCCCCAGUCUUGUACGAUUCUCCACUUUUGCGGAGAAAUGCUAAGUUGGCGUGUUCCUCGAGUGCGGGAGGGCUUAUCGAGAAGAUAAAGAAGGAGGAUAAGAGACUGGUCAGGUCGCAGGAUCAUUUAAAUCAUGACGACAAUUCGACCGAUUCGUCGUCGUCGUCCUUGGAAAGAGCGGCAAGACCGCGAUCCGGAACGCCGGACAAGGUCAAGAAGAAGGGUCAAACAGGGGUCAAUUGUGACGAUCAGGACGUUAACUGUACCGUUUUUCAGGUGGAGGAAUUCGGGUCAAAGAGAUGGAUCCGCGUCGAAGUGAUCGAGCCGGUGACCAUCACGGCGAAAAACUUUCUCCAUUUGAAUACAUCCUUUACCACGUAUCUCAUCCGGAUCGAGACGAACCAUUACGCCUUUUCCCUCCCAUUGUCUCAAGUGCGGCGAAGAUAUUCAGAAUUUUGCUGGUUGAGGAACAAGCUGAGUCACCACCAUCCCAACAAAGUCGUCCCUCCCCUUCCAGCCAAACACUUCUUCAACAUGACCAACUUUAAUGGGAACAUUAUCAAUCAGAGGAGAUACGGAUUAGGCAAAUUUCUCCAGAGAGUUUUCCGCUCCAGCGUCCUCCUCUCCGAUUCCGCGUUGCAUCUCUUCCUCCAAACUGACCUGACUACAAAGGAAAUCGACGCCCGGGUAUCAGAAGAACAGGGCAGCUCGGUCGGAUCGGAUCACAGCGGUGCCAACAACAUCCCGCUGACCGGGUUGCAUUCAUCCUCGCAUAAUGAUGGACACUCACAGCAGAAGAGACCUUACCUCUUCCGGUCGGUGUCCCUCUCAACCGAGUCAUCUUCCGAAGGGAACGGGGGCCCUUCGGACAGCGAGCAUUCGGACGACCACGGACAAAACACGUUUCGUCGCAUUGGCACGAGUGACGAGGAAUGCGAACAUUAUUGCGACGUUUCCUCGGAAGAAGAAGAAUAUGAAGUUGAUGUGGAGACUUAGGAACAAAAAUGACGUAGAAAGUUCUAUUUAUAACGUAUAACUCAUCACCAAAAUUAUCAAAUUCAGCACAUUUUUAAUCAUUUCUCGCCUCUGGGAACUUAUUUUAAAAUUCUGGACGACAAAUUUGUAGUCAAUGAGUUGAUUGAUAGAAUGGCGUCGAGUUUUUUAAGCCAGUUUCGACGAGUUCCAAUUUUUCUGAAGGCUUCCUAAACUUGAGAUCUCCUCCUUCAAAAAGUCGCAAAAUUUGGAGUGUAAAUUUUCAAAAAAUUGAAAACUCCCUUCUCUACAAAUUUGUCGUCCAGAAUUUUAAAAUAAAUUCCCAGAUCCGGUAAAUGAUUAAAAAUUGGCGGAUUUUGAUGAUUUUGGACAUUGACUUCUCUUUUUAAAGUAAUGAACUGAUGGCAAUUAAUGACAGCAACCAACUGGAAUUGUUUAAUAAUUAUAUUUACCGAUUUUGUGCUAGGAUAAUAAUUAUGAUAAUUAAUUAACUAAAUUAUGACUGAUAACCAGAAAGAUGUUCACUUUUUACUCAAAUAAGUUACCAAUUUUAGUAACAUUUUACUCGUUAAUUACUGUAUCUUUUACUAUUUUCUUAAACGAGCGAGAUGGACAAACGCUACUUUAUUUUUAAUGAUAAUUUUCUACUUAACUAAAUAUUUUAUCCAGACAAAUUCUCCUACUUUUAGGCAGCAAAUAUUAUGUGAGCGUUUAAAAUUGUAUGAAUAUUUAGAUAAGACGGAAGAAAUAAUGAUAAUCACAUCACUCAUGAAAAAACUUUGAUACAUUUCACUCUCUACAUGCUAAAUGAUCGUAGAUAGUUUUCGUGCAGUACUAUUUAUUUACUUAUAACGGGCAUACAUACUUCAUGUGAUGCAAAGAAAUAAAAUAAAAUAUUGAAAAUUUAAACCGUU
Molecule: messenger RNA, 2567 nt
Organism: Folsomia candida
Lineage: Eukaryota; Metazoa; Arthropoda; Collembola; Entomobryomorpha; Isotomidae
Product: vacuolar protein sorting-associated protein 5
Exons: 4
Coding region: 478-1656 (392 amino acids)
Biological process (GO): intracellular protein transport
Molecular function (GO): phosphatidylinositol binding
Source: RefSeq, a predicted model, not a curated record